Molecule: messenger RNA, 1164 nt
Organism: Populus nigra (black poplar)
Lineage: Eukaryota; Viridiplantae; Streptophyta; Magnoliopsida; Malpighiales; Salicaceae
Exons: 2
Coding region: 217-858 (213 amino acids)
Source: RefSeq, a predicted model, not a curated record
CUCAUUAUUAUUUACCUUUAGUAAGUAUCGCACUAACUGAGAGGAUAGAAAGAAAUCAAAACCCUAGACUACAUUGAUUGAACCAUGAUUAUCGAAUUAUGUUCUUGUCUCUUUCUUGAAUGUUAUUCCUUGAUGAUGUUGGGUUUCAAUUGAUAAACAUCUUUUUUUUUUGUUAGAAUUCAAUUCAUUUCGCCAUUUACGUAGUCAUACAUUAUAAUGAAUUGUGUCUUGCACACUAUCCAUUGUCGUGCCUGGUGGGCUGCCUUCGAUUCGUGUUUAAAUGUUUCUUUGUUAUAUUUUUGGGGAAUUGCUGUUAUGGGUGAUUUUUCUAUUCAAAUUACUCCAGAACUUGUUAAUCGAUUUGCUAAUGAUGGGGAGAAAUUAAAGAAGAAAACAAAGAAGACUAAACCUAAGACCCAACGAGAACCUCCCCUGCCCAAACCUAAGGUGAAUGAGAAACAGCUGCAUGAUGAUUCUGAGACCCGCAAAAGGAUUGCUUCUCCAGGAUGGCCAGUUCAAACUCCAAUGUACCUGCCAAUAACCCAACCUGUACAGCCUGCAAAUGCUGAGUUGGAUGAGAUUCGAUCAGUCAUUCGAGAGAGCGAGAGGGUUCUACAAAAGUUGCUGAAGCAGGAGGAUAACAUGGUGCAAAAAGUUACAGAAAGAGCCAAGGAUCUUCGUGAUAAGGAAUUCAAGCUUCCAUACCAGAAGACUAUGCCCUGUUUGGCUGAUUAUGAUGCUUGCAAGGCAUGCUACAAGGAGCAUGCUAAUGAUAUUUUGAAAUGUGCCCCCUUCACUAAGAGUUAUUAUGAAUGUGUUCGCAGAGCUAAGCAGCAACAGAAUUCAGCAGAUAAGUAGACUUUCUUGGAAGAAAAAUUUCUGAGGUGAUAUACAUGAUUCCAACCCAAUUGUGGGUUUUGAGAGAUGAGAGAUAUGCAUUUUUGCUGUGAAAAUAAGCAAAGCACUAAUUACCCUUAUCGGAAUGUAAGCUGUGCUGUCAUGGUACAUUUAGAAUUUUGUUAGAACAAUUGUUUGUCACAAAACAAUGUUGAAAUUCUCAUGGCAAGCAGUGCCAUGUUAAAAUUUCUUUUGGAACAUGUGAGUGAAAGUUGACUCCUCUCGUGGUGAAUCUCAAUUUGGCAAUAUGGAAAUAAUUCAAUCUCA